Messenger RNA from Racocetra persica, 160 nucleotides. The record is from the annotation of a GenBank genome assembly. NCBI's taxonomy places the organism in Eukaryota, Fungi, Glomeromycota, Glomeromycetes, Diversisporales, Gigasporaceae.
AAUAAAUUUAGUGUGGAGUUUAGUAGAAGAAUCGUUAGGAAUGAACCAAGAAUUACAUACACGAAAAAAAAGUGCAAUUAUUCAAUCAAAAUUACACAAUCAAAGUUCAGAAAAAAGACCAAUUUAUGUUACAAAAAAAUUCGAAUUACCCAUUGAAUGA